AAAGACUGGUCUUUCUUCUUCUCUUGCAGAUGGAACAUUUCGCCAACUGAAGGACAACAGUGAAGUUGAAGACGAUUGCAAAACAUCCCAACCUGCUCUGCAUUGAAACCCGGGCUACCGGCUGCUGGAUGCACCUUUCCAACAUGGAGACUCUUUCCCAGGACUCCAUUCUGGAAUGCCAGAUCUGCUUUAACUACUACAGCCCCCGGCGGCGGCCCAAACUCCUGGACUGCAGGCACACCUGCUGCUCCGUGUGCCUGACCCAGAUGCGCAGCACCCAGAAGGAGAUCCGCUGCCCUUGGUGCCGCGGCGUCACCAAGCUUCCCCCCGGCCUGUCCGUCUCCCAGCUGCCAGACGACCCGGACAUCAUCACCGUCAUCGCUAUACCUCACGCCUCGGAGCACACGCCUGUCUUCAUCCGCCUCCCUAGCAAUGGUUGCUACAUGCUGCCGUUGCCGGUCACCAAGGAGCGGGCGCUCGGCCUGCCUGGAGACCUGGGUUGCCGCUUUCUUCCUGGCAGCCAGCAGAAGGGCAUGACGGUGGUGACGGUGCCCGAACAGCAGCCUCUGGGCCUGGCGAUGGGCCUGGAGGGCGUCGGGCUGGACGGCAGCGAAGGCGAGAGGAGAGUUCCCGGCCCUGUUGGAGGAGGAAAGGGUUCCACAUGGUCCGGCGUUUGCACGGUUAUUUUAGUGGCGUGUGUGCUGCUGUUCCUGUUGGGAAUCGUGCUGCACAACAUGUCCUGCAUCUCCAAACGCUUCACUGUUAUCUCCUGCGGCUGAGGGAGGUCGAUUGGACCUCCUGCGGACCUCUGCCCCCUCCUCAGUGGCCCAGAUUCUUCUGAGGAGAGGAGACUUAGCUUAACAUCACAGGAAAACCAGGCAACGGCGGUUUUCCCGAUGAGGGAACAACGAGGGCGAGAAGGAGAUUUACAAACUGUCUGUCAGCAUUGUUUGUUGUUUUCAAUUAUGAAAACUGAAAAUGGAUAUUUUCACCAGCUCUGUGUUGGUUCUAAAAACUGCCACAUCUUUGUGUUUUCUUCAAGAACGUUCUGAAAG
Poecilia latipinna (sailfin molly) is the source of this 1055-nucleotide messenger RNA. Its product is annotated as E3 ubiquitin-protein ligase RNF152-like. Gene Ontology annotation, cellular component: lysosome. The record is from RefSeq and is a predicted model, not a curated record. Bases 129 to 779 code for a protein of 216 amino acids. Gene Ontology annotation, biological process: negative regulation of TORC1 signaling; positive regulation of autophagy; apoptotic process. The transcript has a single exon. Gene Ontology annotation, molecular function: ubiquitin protein ligase activity. Lineage: Eukaryota; Metazoa; Chordata; Actinopteri; Cyprinodontiformes; Poeciliidae.